Molecule: messenger RNA, 3161 nt
Organism: Dimorphilus gyrociliatus
Lineage: Eukaryota; Metazoa; Annelida; Polychaeta; Dinophilidae
Source: the annotation of a GenBank genome assembly
UAUAUAUAUAUAUAUAUAUAUAUAUAUAGAUAUUCUAUAUAGGCCUGUUACUCUCACGACUACCACUCUCUUUAAUUUCAAUAAGUAUUGUAAUGCAACAUUAAAUUCUAACUUCUUCUUCUAUAUAAUAUUCACUUAAAGACUUACCAGAGGCAAUUUUUUUCAAAGUAUUUUAAGUGGUAAAAUUUGGGAGAGUUUGGAAUAUAUAGAACGAUAAUUUGUUUUAUAUAUUUUAAUAUAAUAUAUUCUAUUUAUCAUUAUCCAUUAAGGAUAAAUAGAGAUAAUAAUUAUUAGGUAAAAAUUAUUAUUGUUGUUUAAAUUAACGCUUUGAAUAGAUGCUUUUUUCUUUGUUUAUUAAGUUAAAGAGUGUUUCUGCUUUAAAAAAAGAAAAACAAAAUUGAAAAAUUUAUCCUCCUAUGCCUUUCUAUUUUUUUAUUUUCAUUCUCUCUCUCUUUUUUUUUAAUCCGCAAUUAAUUCAAUUACUAAUCUAUAUACUAAUAUAUGUAUAUGUAUAUUCAUUUAUUCAUAUAUUUCGUUUUUCUAUAAUCUUAGAUGCCUUUUCAAGUUCGUAGUUCGAAGUUCCGCCACGUUUACGGUAGAACAUUUAAACGUGAACAGUGCUACGAUAAUCUUAAAAUUACUAAGUUAUCUCACGAUGGGACUUUUUGUGGUGUCAAUCCCUUAUUUUUGGCUGUUGUUAGUGAUUCAAUUGGAGGAGGAUCUUUUACAGUUUUGCCAUUGGAAAAAUGCGGUAGAAUUGAUUUAACUCACAAGGUGUGCGGUCAUAAAGCUCCUGUUUUGGACUUGAAAUGGAAUAGAUACGACGAUCACGUGAUAGCUUCCUGUUCUGAAGACUGUACAAUCAAAAUAUGGCAAAUCCCAACAGGAGGCUUGAGGUCAAAUCUAACGGAUUACGUGGCUAAUUUAAAAGGACACACCCGUAAAGUAGCCUAUAUUGAAUGGCAUCCAUCUGCAGCCGAAAUCAUACUUUCGGCUUCCUACGAUAAAUCCUGCAUUAUAUGGAAUGUUUCCACAUCCGAAAAAUUAACAGUAAUCGAUGAAUUGCAUACGGCACCUAUUUUGUCGAUUUCCUGGAAUCUGGAUGGUUCAUCUUUUGCGACAACAUGUAAAGAUAGGAUAAUAAGAAUAAUAGAUUCGAGGAGUGGAGAACUUAUCCAAAGUAGUAGUCCUGGAACGGUUCAUAGUGGAUCAAAACCUUCAAAGUGCUCGUUUUUAGGAACUUCAAGAAUUUUUACUAUUGGAUUUAAUAAACACCACGAUCGUCAGGUGGCACUUUGGGACGCUAACGAUCUCUCGAAACCACUUAAAGUAGAGGAUAUGGAUUGUAAUAACGGAGUUUGCUUUCCGGUAUACGAUCAUGAUAUCAAAGUUGUCUAUUGUUGCGGUAAAGGUGACAGUAGUAUAAAAUUUUAUGAAAUUUUAGAGGAUGCACCAUAUUUGUUUUAUUUAAAUCAAUGCCAGUUUUCAACUUCUCAAUGCGGAUUUGGUUUUAUGCCGAAACGAGGAGUAUUUACUUCAAAGUGCGAAAUUGCUCGUUUCUAUAGGUUAUUAUCUGCGAAACCAGUCUGCGAGCCUGUUUCUUUUAUUGUUCCUAGAAAAGCUGAAAUAUUUCAAAAUGAUAUAUAUCCGCCCACUGCCGCGCCAUACCCUUCUAUUACAGCAGAGGAAUGGAUAUCAGGUUUAAAUAGAGAUCCGAAAUUAAUUAAUUUAAAGGAUCCCAAUUCAACGAAAAAUACUUUUGAAUUAGAAUUCAUUCAAGAGGCCGUUCUAUCACCAAAAUCAAUUGAUGAAAAUUAUCAAACGAACUAUUCUGACGAGUAUAGAAUUACUGAAAAUAGUCAAAUUGACGUUAAUAGAAAUGUGGAGAAAAAGCCUAUUUUAACCUAUCGUUCUACUAACAGUCAAAGUGAUAUUAAUAUAGUACCAAAGCCUAGUUUUUCUGCAAGUUUACCUUCCGAAUCGCAGGUUAAACCCAAGAGAUCCUCGAGCAUUAUUUCGUCGAAUAGUGAUUAUACAACGCCACCUAGUAGCCCCCCUCCUCUUCCUGCAGUUGAUAUGAGUUUAAAUGCUAUAUUUGAAAAUCAGAAUAUUACUUGUAAUAGUUCAAUCGAUUUUGAUAAAUAUCAAUCUAUAUCGAUGUUAAACGAAAGCGAAUUAGAUAGGCUUGUUGAGGUUAACGAUAAAACUCUAACGGAUGAUGUAUCAAUAUCUGAAUCUAGUACAAAUAAUAAUGACUGUCAAAAACAGAAAAUUAAAACUGAGAAUCUCGAUCGGACUUUUACUGAAUCGCCACCUUCUACUAAUGGAGAGACUAGUAAAAGAGAUUAUAAACACGACGAAAAUAGUAAAAAAUCACCAGACGAUAAGGAUAAUUAUUAUUCGACAUUCGAUAAAAAUUGGAAAGGUUCCGGCUAUUUAAACGAAACGGAAACGCCUUUAAAUAAAUCUAAUGAAAAAAAUAGAAAAUCUAAGGAAUCUUUACCAGAAGAAGUACCAACAAAAGAAAGUAGCGAUUUUAUACAAUCUUUCGAAAUGGACGAACCAGCUCCAGAUCAUAGUUUAAUUACACCAUCAAAAUUAAGAGAAAGUUUGAGAAGGAAACGACGGGGACGACCGUCUUGCCCAUUUCCAGAAUCCUUUAAAAAGAAUGAAUUGGAUGUUGAUAAACCAAAACCGAGAUUAUUGCCUCUUACUCCUAUAUUGGGUAAAGAUAGAGAGAAUACACCAACAAGAGCAAGAAGAUCGUACAGCGACGUAUUCUUACAACAAACAAAAGUUGUUUGUAAAACAGCGGUUGUACCGACUAUUAUCACACCAAACGACAAUAAUGGAGAAUCGAUGGAGGAUUAUGAAACACUUAAAACCGCUUACAAUAAACAAACAACGGAAGUUGAACGUUUAAGAAGGGAAAUUUCAGUAAAAGACGAAAAAAUACGGCAAUUAGAGGAGGAAGUCUCCCAACUGCGUGCAAUUAAUUAAUAUUAGAAUCAUCAGUAUUUUAUUUUUUACUUUAAAAAGAAAAAAAAGUAUAUUGUCAUAUAUUGGUAUUAUUUUUUUUUCUUUCAUUAUUUUUAAUUCCUGGGAAGACUAAAACGAAAAUUAAAUUAUAAAAAUAUUAAUAUUUUUAUCACUUUUUACAU